Messenger RNA from Penicillium alfredii, 1464 nucleotides. Its product is annotated as putative homogentisate 1,2-dioxygenase. Gene Ontology annotation, cellular component: cytoplasm. Gene Ontology annotation, biological process: L-phenylalanine catabolic process. Lineage: Eukaryota; Fungi; Ascomycota; Eurotiomycetes; Eurotiales; Aspergillaceae. Gene Ontology annotation, molecular function: homogentisate 1,2-dioxygenase activity. The transcript has 7 exons. The record is from RefSeq and is a predicted model, not a curated record. Bases 1 to 1464 code for a protein of 487 amino acids.
AUGGCUUCCACCUCGCUGUCGGACCCCCUCGAGUAUCAGAAGAUCUUCCACUGGGCGCAGACCCAGAAGGAUGGGACUGUUCCCUCCUUCAACACCAGGCGGAAUGAUCCAUACGAGUACCAACCGGGCUUUGGAAAUGCCUUCGUCUCCGAGGCAGUCCCAGGCACCAUCCCCCAGGGCCAAAACAGCCCCCGCAAGGUUCGGUUCGGCUUGUACGCCGAGCAGAUCACGGCCUCGGCGUUUGUGGCCCCUCGACACUGCAACAAGCGGACUUGGCUAUACCGAGUUCGGCCCGCUGUCGCUCACCAGGGCUUCACAGAACUACCGGAUAACAAAGAUACCGAGUCGAACUUCCUGCCCCUGAACCCGCGCAUCCAUGUCUCGCCGACGCAGCUGGCAUGGCAUCCGCUCAACAUCCCCAGCGAGGAAGUCGACUUCGUGGCCGGUCUGAAGACCCUUGCUGGAUCGGGCGAUCCCACGCUGCGCGAGGGCCUGGCGACCCAUGUUUACGUCGCCAAUGCCAGCAUGAAGCAAAAGGCCUUUGUCAAUUCCGACGGAGAGUUCUUGAUCAUGCCGCAGCAGGGUGCCCUGGAUAUCCAGACUGAAUUCGGUCGGCUGUUCGUCCAGCCCGGCGAGAUCGUUGUCAUCCAGCGCGGUCUUCGCUUCCGCGUUGAACUGCCCGACGGUCCGUCCCGAGGAUACAUGCUUGAGGUCUGGGGAAGUUCUUUCGAACUCCCGGAUCUGGGGCCGCUGGGUGCCAAUGGUCUGGCUAAUGCGCGGGACUUUUUGACUCCUGUUGCUCAUUACGAGAUCGACCCGAGUCCGUGGGAGAUUGUCUACAAGCUUGGGGGCAAAUUCUUCAAGAGCACGCAGAACCACAGCCCAUUCGAUGUUGUGGCCUGGCAUGGGAACUACAUCCCCUACAAAUACGAUCUCACCAAGUUUGUCAACGUCGGCUCCAUCUCCGUCGACCAUAUCGAUCCCUCGAUCUUCUGUGUGCUGACGGCCAAAUCUCGUGAUCCUGCGGCGCCCCUGGCCGACUUCCUCAUCUUCUCCCCGAGAUGGGAUGUUGCAUCUCACACCUAUCGCCCACCGUACUACCACCGUAACGCCGCAUCCGAACUGAUGGGCCUGAUCUACGGCGAGUACGGCGGACGUUCCGAUGCCUUCAAACCAGGCAGUGUGUCCUUUGAAUGCGGAAUGGUCCCGCACGGCGUCGCCUACGAGGAAUUCAAGGCCGCGUCCGAGAACCCGCCCCCUGCAGCGCAAAUCUCGCACGGAUCCAUUGCGUUCAUGUUCGAGUCUAGCCGCCCGUUCACCAUCACUGACUUUGCGUGGAACAGCGAACAUAAGCACGAGCAUGAGCCCAAGAUGUGGGAUAACCUCGUCGACCACUUCUCCGAGCAUGCCAAGGAGGUCGAGGAGAUUCUGGCGAAGAAGGCCAAGGGUCUUGCCAUUCGAUAA